AUGGGAGGAUCUAGAGCUCAAUUGAAUAAACCUCACAAGUCUCGCUUCUCCACUAAAUCUUCUCGUAACCUUCACAAAACUUCCCAUAAAGACAAGAGUAGAAUUGCAAAAUCGGAGCGUAAUGUUGCUAAGGGAGCACGAGCUGCUCGGCUUCAGCGUAAUAAGAUGCUGCGAGAGCAGAAAAAGGCGGCACUGUUGAAAGAAAAAAGGGCUUCCAGUUCAUCCAAAAGCGCUCCUCUUGUAAUAGUUCUCUUUGGUCUUUCUGAAUCUGUGAAUGUGGAUUCGCUUGCGGAAGAUCUUCUGAGAGUGUUGUCUAAUGAGGGUAAUGGGGAUGUUUCUUCAACAGUUGCUUCUUCUGAAUAUAAAAUGAGGAUUUCAGUAUUGAAAGCACCUCAUGGGGAUUUGUUGUCCUGUAUGGAAAUGGCCAAGGUUGCUGAUCUAAUUGCUUUUGUGGCAUCAACUAACUCAUUAUAUGAAGAAAACGCCUCUGAUUUCGGUUAUAUUGAUUCAUUUGGAAGCCAAUGUCUAUCUGUGUUUAGGCAACUUGGCCUGCCAAACACUGUUGUAUUCAUUCGUGAUCUACCAAGUGAUCUGAAAGGGAAAAAUGAAUUAAAGAAGAUGUCUAUUUCUAACCUUGCUGGUGAGUUUCCUGAAGAUUGCAAGUUCUAUCCAGCAGAUACAAAAGAUGAGUUGCACAAGUUUCUUUGGCUAUUCAAGGAGCAAAGGCUCACAGUUCCUCACUGGAGAAACCAACGGCCAUACCUGAUGUCCCAGAAGGUGGAUGUGGUAGCAGAUGAUUCGAACUCAGGAAGAUGCACCCUUCUUCUUACUGGUUAUCUACGUGCUCACAGCCUCUCAGUUAAUCAGCUGGUUCAUGUUUCUGGUGCGGGGGAUUUCCAGCUACAGAAAAUUGAAAUUCUGAAGGAUCCAUAUCCGUUGAAGUUAAGGAAAGAACCAGAUGCGAUGGAUUCAGAUGAUGUGUUUGAUGUAGAGGUAGUUCGUUCUGUGGAUCCUGAUUCUUUGAGACAGGAGCCAUUGGUUUUUGAAAAUGAUCUGGAUCCUCUUGCUGGUGAACAGACCUGGCCAACAGAAGCUGAAAUGGCUGAGGCUGAUAGAAAUCAGAAACAAAAGAGGCAAAAGAAGAGGAUUCUUCCUCGAGGUACUUCAGAGUACCAGGCUGCUUGGAUUGUGGAUGAUACAGACGAUGAGGGUUCAGAUAGUGGCAGUGAUGCUGAUGAUGGGAUGGUAUUGGAUGAAACAGAAGGCUAUUUUCGGGGUCCCAAGGAAAUCAAUAACUCAGAUGUUGAUGAAGAUUAUCAAGCUUCUCUGGAUGAUAGGGACGCCAAUGAAGAAACUGAUGCUGAUUCAGUGAUGAUGGAAGAUGAAAACUUAACUAGGGAACAGAUAAAGGAAGAGAUUAAAAAAAUCAAAGCAGCACAUGCAGAAGAUGAGGAAUUUCCAGAUGAAGUGGAUACUCCAUUGGACAUACCUGCUAGAAAACGUUUUGCCAAAUAUAGAGGUCUCAAGUCUUUUAGGACCUCUUCAUGGGACCCAAAGGAGUCUCUACCUCCAGAAUAUGCCAGAAUUUUUGCAUUUGAUAAUUUUGCAAAAACACAAAAACAUGUCUUUGCAAAAUUCUUAGAUAUGGAGCAAGAGAACAGGGAUGAGUGUGUACUAUCAGGCCAAUACGUAAGGCUUCAUAUUAAGGAUGUACCUAUUCCUGUUGCUUCUAAGCUAUGUCUGCUUGCAAAGACAGCACCAGUAAUAGCUUCUGGCCUUUUUCAGCAUGAAUCGAAGAUGUCUGUUCUUCAUUUUAGUGUUAAGAAGCAUGAUACCUAUGAUGCUCCUAUCAAAGCCAAAGAAGAAUUAAUAUUUCAUGUUGGUUUUCGGCAAUUUGUUGCUAGGCCUAUAUUUUCCACUGAUGAUAUGAAUUCUGACAAGCACAAGAUGGAGAGGUUCCUUCAUGCUGGGCGUUUCUCUGUUGCAUCAAUAUAUGCUCCGAUUUCGUUUCCUCCUCUUCCAUUGAUAGUCUUGAAGAGUACAGAAGGAAAUGCUGCCCCUGUCAUUGCUGCUUUUGGUUCCUUGAGAAGCAUUGACCCAGACAGGAUAACCCUGAAGAAGAUUGUAUUAACUGGUUACCCUCAACGAGUAUCAAAAUUGAAAGCCUCUGUAAGAUACAUGUUUCAUAGCCCAGAGGAUGUAAGAUGGUUUAAGCCUGUGGAAGUGUAUACGAAAUGCGGUCGCCAUGGUCGAAUUAAGGAACCUCUUGGCACACAUGGGGCUAUGAAGUGCACUUUCAACGGAGUCCUUCAGCAGCACGACACUGUUUGCAUGAGCUUGUUCAAACGUGCAUAUCCCAAGUGGCCAGAACACAGAUUCCCGAUUCUUGAUACUUGA
Dovyalis caffra is the source of this 2397-nucleotide messenger RNA. Lineage: Eukaryota; Viridiplantae; Streptophyta; Magnoliopsida; Malpighiales; Salicaceae. The record is from the annotation of a GenBank genome assembly.